Acinonyx jubatus (cheetah) is the source of this 1457-nucleotide messenger RNA. RefSeq names its product regucalcin (gene RGN). The record is from RefSeq and is a predicted model, not a curated record. The coding region runs from base 236 to 1141 and encodes 301 amino acids. NCBI's taxonomy places the organism in Eukaryota, Metazoa, Chordata, Mammalia, Carnivora, Felidae. Gene Ontology annotation, molecular function: enzyme regulator activity; calcium ion binding; gluconolactonase activity. The transcript is spliced from 7 exons. Gene Ontology annotation, biological process: L-ascorbic acid biosynthetic process.
UGGCGACCGCCUAGCAAAAGCCCCUCGGCCCGCUCUUCCGACCGGGGCCUGCCGGCCGGAGACCGACUGCCCCCUGCGCGCCCCGGGGACCCCGCGCCCUGCACGCCCCCGCUCGGCCGGCCCGUGCACCGGGCGGCCUCGACCUGCAGCUUCCCCAGGGCCUCGCGGUCGCCCGAGGCUGCAGCGGCGCCACCGGGUCGCGCGGAAGCCCCUCACCCGCACAGAGAUCUCUCGCAUGAUCAUGUCUUCCGUUAAGAUUGAGUGUGUUUUGCCAGAGAACUGCCGGUGCGGCGAAUCUCCCGUGUGGGAGGAGGCGUCCAACUCUCUGCUCUUCGUCGAUAUUCCGGCAAAAAAGGUUUGCCGGUGGGAUUCGCUCAGCAAGGGAGUGCAGCAAGUGACCGUGGAUGCCCCCGUCAGCUCUGUGGCCCUUCGCCUGUCAGGAGGCUACGUCGCCACCAUUGGAACAAAGUUCUGUGCUUUGAACUGGGAAGAUCAGUCGGUGGCUGUCCUGGCCACAGUAGAUAAAGAUAAGAAAAACAAUCGAUUCAAUGAUGGGAAGGUGGAUCCCGCUGGGAGAUACUUUGCUGGCACCAUGGCCGAGGAAACGGCCCCAGCAGUUCUGGAGGGGCACCAGGGCUCCCUGUACUCGCUCUUUCCUGACCACCACGUGGAAAAGUACUUUGACCAGGUGGACAUCUCCAAUGGUUUGGAUUGGUCCCUGGACCACAAAAUCUUCUAUUACAUUGACAGCCUGUCCUACUCCGUGGAUGCCUUUGACUACGACCUGCAGACAGGAAAGAUCUCCAACCGCAGAAGUGUGUAUAAGCUGGAGAAAGAGGAACAAAUUCCGGAUGGAAUGUGUAUUGAUGCUGAGGGGAAGCUCUGGGUGGCCUGUUACAAUGGAGGAAGAGUGAUUCGUUUAGAUCCUGAGACAGGGAAAAGACUCCAAACUGUGAAGUUGCCUGUUGAUAAAACAACAUCAUGCUGCUUCGGAGGGAAGGACUACUCUGAAAUGUACGUGACAUGUGCCCGGGAUGGAAUGGACGCGGAGAAGCUUCUGCAACAGCCUCAGGCUGGUGGGAUCUUCAAGAUAACUGGCCUGGGAGUCAAAGGAAUUCCUCCCUAUCCCUACGCAGGAUGAAGACACAGAAAAUUCUAGAGCUGAAAUUUCUAUGUUUACCAAAAAAAUAAAAGAUGUGAUUAACAGGGCUAACUUUUUAUUUACAAUUUUUUUAAGGUAGAGCAUUUUAGUAAGGGGUGACAGGUAGUUUUGAUAACACUACAAGGCCUUCUGAAAAGGUAUUAUAGAAAUGUAGAGAAUUGUUCAACUGUAAAUUAACCUCUUGAUUCUUUGCAAAUAGCUAGAAGCGGAGUGGGGAGGGACCCUAUCUGUUCUGUAUUCCUUACUUGUUAUACCUAAAGCUUCAAAAAAUUAAUAAAUACUGGCCUGGUAAUGA